Molecule: messenger RNA, 1518 nt
Organism: Prunus armeniaca (apricot)
Lineage: Eukaryota; Viridiplantae; Streptophyta; Magnoliopsida; Rosales; Rosaceae
Source: the annotation of a GenBank genome assembly
AUGUUUUCUCUCAACGAUCUGAAAGGUCAGAUGCCAACAACAGCAUCCACUCUGUUCUCAGCCUACGCCUCCUUCGCAACAUGCAUGAUGCUGCUCCGUUCCAUGGCCAAGGAACUCAUCCCUGAGCCUUUCUGCACCUACCUAUUCUCGGCCAUCAAUUACCUUCUUACCCCUUUCUUCUCCACCAAGUUCACUCUAAUCGUCGACGAGCACUCCGGCAUGAUACAAAACCAAGUUUACGACGCCGCCGACGUCUACCUCCGGACAAAGAUCGGCCCCUCCACCGAGCGCCUCCGUGUCAGCAAGGCGCCCGGCAAGAAGGCCAUCUCGGUCACCAUGACGAAAGACGAGGAGGUCGCCGACACCUUUGACAACGUCAAGCUCCGGUGGCGUUUCUCGUCAGAGAGCAAGAAGGUGGGCAAGAAAAACAAGAUUGUUGAGAAGCGCUUCUUUGAGCUCACCUUCAGCAAGAAGCACAAAGACAAGGUUUUGAACUCUUACUUGCCCUUUGUGCUUGCUCGAGCCGAAGCCAUCAAGGACGAGCAAAAGGUUGUCAAGCUUUACACCCGCCAUUUCUGGCCAAGCAGCAGCCACGACGAGGAGGAGGAGGAGGAAGGCAAUUCUUACUGGGGCUCGGUGAAUCUGGAGCACCCAUCUACAUUUGAGACAAUGGCCAUGGAGCCGGAGCUUAAGAGAGCCAUUGUAGAGGACAUGGACAGGUUUGUGAGGAGGAGGGAGUUUUAUAAGAAGGUGGGGAAGGCUUGGAAGAGAGGCUACUUGUUGUAUGGCCCUCCUGGUACUGGUAAAUCGAGCUUGAUUGCGGCCAUGGCUAACUAUCUCAAGUUUAACGUGUAUGAUUUGGAGCUUGCAAGUAUUUACAGCGACUCUCAUUUGAGGAGGGUGCUGCUGUCCACCACAAAUCGUUCUAUUUUGGUAAUCGAGGAUAUUGAUUGCUGCAGAGUGGAUGCUGGAAACAGGGCAGCGGAUUCGAAAUCGAAAUCAGAUUCUGAAGACAGGGCGACACUAUCAGGCCUCCUGAACUUCAUAGAUGGUUUGUGGUCAAGCUGUGGUGAUGAGAGAAUUAUUGUGUUCACCACAAACCACAGGGAUCGGCUUGACCCUGCAUUGCUGCGUCCUGGUCGAAUGGAUGUCCACAUUCACCUGUCCUAUUGCACAGCAAGUGGGUUCAGGAUCUUGGCCUCUAACUACCUUGGUAUUGCCGUUGACAACCAUCACCGCCUCUGCGGAGAAAUUGAAGGAUUGAUAGCGAGCACAGAGGUGACCCCUGCAGAGGUUGCCGAGGAGCUCACGAAGAGUGAUGAUGCUGAUUUUGCUCUUCAAGGACUUGUCAAUUUGCUAAAGUGGAAGAAUGCCGUGGCAGAGAGAAAGAAACUUGCCAAUCAAGAAGGCACGGCGCAGGAAACAAAGAUAAUUGCCAAUCAAGAAGCAACGGGGCAGGAAAUGGAUAACAAAGUUGCUGAGGUUCCAUCUACCGGAACUACACAUUCUGACGCAUGA